Molecule: messenger RNA, 2007 nt
Organism: Chironomus riparius
Lineage: Eukaryota; Metazoa; Arthropoda; Insecta; Diptera; Chironomidae
Source: the annotation of a GenBank genome assembly
AUGGAAACAUCAAACAACAAAAGUGAAAAAUGUAAAUGGAGGAAAAUCAAGAAAUUAUUCAACAACUUUACUGGCCAUGACAUUCGGGAUAUUUCAUCGUUUGAUGAUUUUACAAAUUUUAUGUGGACUGAAGUUGAUGCGGCGAGCCUUGGCAUCUGCAGAAUGCUUUUUGGUAUAAUGAUGCUUAUGGAUAUACCAGAAGAGCGCGGUGGGAGUGAUCUCGACUUACGUUGGGGCGAAACUAAAGAUUGUCGUUUUCCAUUAUUUCCGUUCAUAAAACCUCUCUCUUUAGCCAAAAUGGGUCUUAUUUAUUGUUUAAUGUGGUUAGGAGCUCUGGGAAUAACUUUAGGAUAUAAAUUUAAAUCAUCGUGUCUUGUUUUUGUAAUAACGUAUUGGUACCUAUUUCUCCUUGAUAAAAGUUCGUGGAACAAUCAUAGCUAUUUAUAUGGAUUGGUUGCGUUUUUGUUUUUAUUUACAAAUGCUCAUCAUUUUUGCUCAUUUGAUGCUUGGUGUAAUAAACUUGAAUCUAAAGUGCCAUUCUGGAAUUAUUUUCUCCUAAAAUUCCAAUUUUUUAUUCUCUACUUUAUUGCUGGAUUAAAAAAGUUUUCUGUUGAAUGGCUCGCAGGUCACUCAAUGACGAAUCUUAAUCAUCAUUGGAUUUUUACACCAUUUCGACUAUUGCUUGGUCCAGAGCUGACGAAUCUUUUUGUUGUGCAUUGGUUCGCAACCAUUUUUGAUACAUCCAUUGCAUUCUUCUUAAUUUAUAAAAGGACUAGGAUUAUUGGGACAUUAUUUGCACUAUCCUUUCAUUUAAUAAAUUCAAGGAUAUUUAACAUUGGAAUGUUUCCAUUUGUAUGCAUUGUUGAACUUCCUUUAUUCUAUGAAAACAAUUGGCCACGAAAUGUGUGGAGGAAAUCGAAAUGUUCAUUGACUUCCGAUGAUUCCAAAAAUGACAAAGUAAUGAGCAUAAAACGGACAUUGUCAUUUAGUAAGAAGAAAGAGAGAAGCAACAAAACGCGAUGUACAUUAAAGGAAAAAUUUACGACUCUUCUCAUUUUAAUUUAUUGUUGUCUGCAAUUCUUUCUACCCUAUUCACAUUUUAUCACAAAAGGCUAUAACAAUUGGAGACAUAUCUACGGAUAUUCAUGGGAUAUGAUGAUGAACGAAUGGUCAACAAUGUUGGUGUCAGUUCGUGUCGUCGAUCAUGGCAAUAAUAAACAACAUUUUAUGGAACCUUUGGCAUUCACUGAUUCAUAUCGAUGGACUCAAUAUCCUGACAUGACUUAUCAAUAUGCUACAUGCAUUAAUCACAAUCUUGUAGCUGACUUUCAUGAGAAUCCAAAUUCAAUGCUUUCAUCCGAUAAUUUCUCAAUAUACUUUGACAUAUGGUGUUCCUUAAAUGGCAGAUUUCAACAACGAAUUUACAAUCCAACAAUUGAUUUAUUAAAGAGUGAUUGGAAUCCGUUUCGUACACCAUCAUUUACACUGCCACUAAUAAAAGAAUAUUCGUAUUUUCGGAAGGAUAUUAUGGAUAUAUCAAAGGAUGUUUAUUCAUGGAAUAACUUUACGGAUGUGCUGUUUAUAGCCGACUUCCCAGGCAUGACACUUGAUAAUUAUGUAUUGCCUGUUAUGGAUAAUGUUACACUUACAGUCCUCGAAGGAAUUUUGAAAUAUGAACAGGAAAAUGACACGACAGCUAGUUUUUUGACAAAAGGACAAAGCAUUGGUGUUAAAUCAGGUGUGUUUCAUAAAGUAACAACAAUAAGCGACGCACCUUCAUGUUAUCUUUACACCUACAUUAAUGCAACACGUCAACUCCUUAAUUCAGGAUCAACAUAUAGCAUUAACCAUGAAACACAACCAAUAACAAAUUUUCUGAUUCUACAGGAAGUAAAAACACGCUACGAGAAUUACAAAAAGUUUUUCUAUCAUAUUGCAAAUUCCAUACUGUUUGAGUUCUAUGGAGUGCCAAUGCCAAGGCGAUUGAGAGAGUUUCAUGAAAUGUAA